Lutzomyia longipalpis is the source of this 5468-nucleotide messenger RNA. RefSeq names its product oxysterol-binding protein-related protein 1. Gene Ontology annotation, molecular function: protein binding; sterol binding. Lineage: Eukaryota; Metazoa; Arthropoda; Insecta; Diptera; Psychodidae. Gene Ontology annotation, cellular component: cytosol; intracellular membrane-bounded organelle; membrane. The record is from RefSeq and is a predicted model, not a curated record.
AACUGAAAGUAUAAGGGAGACGGAUAGCGGUAAAAUGCUUCCGUCUCAUUUUCCCUUGAGCAAAUUGGCGAAAAUAUCCAGAUUGGCUGCGUAUCAGGUGAAAUGUCACAACAUAACCUCACUUUUGGGAUGUUUUUGGUAAACAAACUCCUGCCCUUCAUUUCUCGCGGGGUUUUUGUGGAUUUUAGUGCAAUUUCCGGGGUACAGUGUGCCCCAAUAGCAUUCCUGAAUCUGUGAUAGACACUCCGUGGUGCUACCUAUGCGGACAAUUGGGCGGAAGAGGCAAUAAAAGAGGUCUUUUUCUCCUUGGAAUGUCACUCUGAAGGGAAUUCCCUUUAAAAAUGAAUGAAUCCGGAAGCUCCGAUAGCUCCUCCAGCAGUAGUAGUAGUGAGGUGGAGGAGUGCUUCCUGCGUUCAUGUCGCAAUGGGGAUCUCAGCAUGGUUCGGAAUAUGCUGGAGAAGCGUGACGCGGGGCAGUAUAGCUUCGAUAUUAGCUGCAAGGGGCAGAGUAAGAGCAAUCUCGGAUGGACUCCACUCCAUCUCGCCACGUACUUUGGGCACAGGGAAGUUAUGGAGAUUCUCCUGGCACGAAUGGCUGAUAUAAAUGCCGUCAAUGAUGCCGGGGAUACACCACUGCACAAGGCAGCUUUCAUUGGGCGCGAGGACCUCGUGAUGAUGCUGCUGCAGUUCAAUGCGAAUGUUAACAUUAUUAAUGGCGAAGGGAGGCUCCCGCGCGAUAUGACGCCUUCCAAUGAAGCUGGUCAGGAGAUUGCAAAGCUCCUCCGGGCAGCAGAAGCAACGGAGCAAUUGCGGAAAGAAGGAAAACUCCUCACGGCAUCCCGAGAGGGAAAUAUUGAGCUUCUUGGGGCACUUCUGAAAGAUGAGAAUCCUCCGAAUAUAAAUUGCGUGGAUGCUCAGGGGAAUUCCUGUUUGCACUGUGCUGCCUACAGGGGGCACAAGGAGACAGCUGUGCUGCUUCUCCAGAAUGGCAUUGACACGAGUAUUCGCAACAAUCGCGGGCAGUUGGCGCUGGAUCUGGCGCGGGAUGCCCAAACACUGCAGGUGCUCAGCGUCAAGGCUGUCCGGAAGGUCCAGAAGACGGCAAAUCGCUACGAGGGGCCCCUCCUGAAGCGAUCACGUUUCCUCGGAUGGAAACCCGUCUGGGCCGUCCUGGAGCGUGGUGUGCUGAAUUAUUUCGCCUCCCGGGCCGAUUCAACUGUUAGUGCGAACAAGAGGAGGGAUUUCAAGUAUCUGGACAGUGCCAGAGUGACACCCUUGACAACGGAUCUGGCCUCAUUUGUUGUGCACUUCAACGAUGGCGCCGUGCAUCGGUUGAGUGUGAUCAACAACGGGGAUCCGCCGCAGGUGGCACGACAGAAGUGGAUGAAUGCCUUCAAUGAGCAUUCAGCCUACAGCUCCCACUACCUCUGGGGCAGCAAUCGCCGGAAGAGUGACAGCGAUGAGGAUUUCAGCAGUAUCGGCGGGAAGCCAUUGGGCUGCAUGACGGAUGCCCUGGCGUCGGCAACGGCGAGCUUUGAGGUGCUUCAGCGGCAGCUGGGUGAGUGCGCAAUGCUGGUGGAGGCGCUCCAGAAGAGUCUCGAGACCACAGACUCAUCAGCAUCACUUCCCAUGUCCGCCAUGAUGGUAAAUCAAGCUCUCUGCUUUUUGCGUUUCCAGCUUGUGUCGGAAACAGCAGCCAAUAUGUUGUCUUCGCUGCAGCACUGCUUGACGCUGUUUCAUCAGCAGGAGGACAUCCGAGUGCUACAGCUGAAGCAGGAGCAGGAAAAGUGUCGUGUCCUCGAGGAGGCACUCAAUGUCCUGGCCAAGGAGCAUCAUGAGCUUGAGCAAUCAGUGGCGAGUCAUAUCUCCGAAACGGGCACCUUCCCACGGAGUUUGAGCCACAAAAGUCCCCGGAUCUAUGAUACGAUGACGAUGAAUUCUUCGACGCCUUCGAGGCGGAUUCCGACACAGACACUCUCGUCACGGCGGAAUCUCUCUUCAAUUCCCCAAGUGGCUCAAGUCAGGACUUGGCUGUUCUUUCACGCUCACGCAGUUCACGCACACAGUCCGGGACACCUCCUGUCGUCCGAGAGGCGACGACGGGGCAGCAAUGAGAGCAAUUCCUCAUCCGGAAGUAGUGAUACCCUCGUCGAUGGCGUGUCCAUUGCCUCGUCGUGUGGGACACUCUUCAGUCAGGGCGGGAAUGCCUACAGGUGUGCGCGGGAGGAGUUCAUCUUCGAACGCCCUGCCUCAUCUGCGGGAGAGAGGAAGGUGGAGAGGAAGAGGAGGAAGAGCACCGAGGAGACGAGCAGGAGCAAAGGACAGAGGCAAUCCCUGCCCGUACCAAUGUUCUCCCGCAAUGACUUUAGCAUUUGGUCAGUGCUGAAGAAUUGCAUUGGGAAGGAAUUGAGUAAGAUCACAAUGCCGGUGAUCUUCAAUGAACCCCUCAGCUUCUUACAACGAAUCACUGAGCACAUGGAGUACGCCACACUUCUCCAUGUGGCUGCUCGGCAGGAGGACACCGUUGAGCGGCUGAAGUAUGUGGCGGCAUUUGCCAUAUCUGCCCUGGCGUCCAAUUGGGAUCGUCUUGGGAAGCCCUUCAAUCCCCUCCUGGGGGAAACGUACGAACUACAGCGUCCUGAGUAUAGGAUUGUGUGUGAGCAGGUGUCGCAUCAUCCACCCGUGACGGCUUUUCAUGCUGAAUCGGAGGACUUUAUUGUGCACGGAUCGGUUCAUCCGAAGCUCAAAUUCUGGGGGAAGAGUGUGGAGAUUCAACCAAAGGGGUGUGUCACAGUUGAAUUCCCAAAGUCUGGCGAUGCAUUCACCUGGUCAGGAGUCAAUUGUUGCGUUCACAAUAUCAUUGUGGGGAAACUGUGGAUGGAGCACUAUGGUACGAUGGAGAUUACGAGCCAUAGAACUGGCCAUCGGGCUGUGGUGACGCUCAAACCCGCUGGAUGGGCUUCCAAGGAUCUCCAUCGUGUUGAGGGUUUCAUCGUUGAUAAAAAUAAGAAGAAGCUUUUCUUCAUCUACGGGAAGUGGACAGAGUUCCUCAAGUGCACAGAUCAAGCUUCCUACGAGGAGUACUUCAAAGAGAAUGCUCAUAAAUUCAAACGAGGCGAUGAACGCAGUCGUAGCCCCAAUGAAUCCCCAGCUCAUACCCCAAGGAAGGUUCUCUCGAAGCUGAAUAGCCUCAAAAUGUCCUCCUUCAAGAGUCUCUCAGUUCAAGAGUCCGACGACGUUCCUGAACCACCGGAAGGUGAUAUUCCCAAAUGUGACUCCACCUACUCAAUAGACAUUCCCAAUUCUCUCACCAUCUGGGAAGCAGAUCCAAGGCCAGAGAAUGCAGCUGAGUACUAUCAGUUUACGCUCUUUGCCAUGGGAUUGAAUGAAAUUGAUCCGGAUAUGAAACCACCGAAAACGCUCUGCCCCACCGAUUCACGUCUCAGGCCGGAUAUUAGGAAGCUAGAGGAGGGUGACAUUGAUGGGGCAGCUGCGGAAAAGACACGCCUGGAGGAGAAGCAGCGCGACGCAAGGAAGGUUCGCAAAGGGAAGAAGGGAGAGGAAUGGGCGCCAAAGUGGUUCACAAAUGGCCCCAAUCCUCACAACAAAAUCGACGAUUGGCUCUACAGCGGUGGCUAUUGGGAUCGAAAUUACGACUCCCUCAUGGAUCUGGAUAUUUUUUAAAGAACAAAAAGAAAAUGAAGGGAAAAUGAAGCCGCAUUGUGAUUAAUUAAAAGAAACAUUCACAAAACACACUCACACACCCCCCCACACAUUGAACAAUGAAAAACCCAUUUCAAUACAUUUUACCUUAAAAAAAAAGAAACAGAAAAAACACAUCAAGAAAAUCUUUUUCUAAAAAGCCCCCUGGAGGUUUUUAAAAGGAAAAUGGGGGUGGAGGAAUUUUUGCGCGGGAGAAGAGCUAAUUAUAUAUGCAAAAUGUAUAUUUUUAUAUAGAGAAUUUAAAGGGAUAAUUUUUGGGGAUUAAAAAGGGUUUCCAUGCAUUUUUUUUCCUUCUCUACGUCUUCAGAAGCUGCUAAAAGCUAUAAAAGAAUAUUUUUACAAAAAGACACUGAAAAAAGACAUUUACUCGCCCCUUUUGCACAAGCGUAAAACAAAUAAAAAUUGGAGAAAUAAUCACAAAAGCUUCAAAAGAAUCCGGCUGAGGGAAGACGAAGAAUUUAAAAAAAAAUCCACGAAAUAUCUGUUUUAGAAGAAAACUAAAAUAUAGGAUCUGUGUUAGAGUGAGAAAAUUGAGAGAACAAAUGACCCCCUAAAGGGACAAAGAUCGUAGAUAAUUACUCUCGGAGGAGGUCCUUAAACGCAGAAAUUGUAGAAAAUUCGGUGUUUAAAAAAUUCCGUUUAAAAAAGAAAAGGAAAUUCACUGAGAGAAAAAAUUAAAAAUAUAUAUUUUUUGUGAUGUGCCAAAGAAUCUAAUAAAUAAAAAAUAGAAUCACAUUGAAAACUCUUAAUGAGAAACAUAGAACAUAAAAUCAGGCUUUUAGCUCUGCAUAGUAGAAGAUUGUAGGGGAAGACAGAGAGGAAGAGAAUAAUGUGUAAAAAGUAAUUCCAAUUAUAUUUAGGAUAUUAGUCUGAAUUUUUUUUAUCAGACUUCAAUGAAUUUUUCCUUGCAAAAAACGGAGGUUUAUCUGUAUGAAAAAAUCAUCAAAUAUUCGCCAGAUAAGCACCCCAUUUUAAGGAAAAAUUCUUGUUGUUUGAUAAAAAGAAAUUCCCAAAGAUUUAAAAAAGUAUGUAAAUGUACUUAGAAACCAUUCCAAAGAUUUUAAUCUCAUCAAUAUUUUAUCAGGAAUUUUUUUUUAUUGAAGGGAUUUUAUAGGAGAAAAUUUUAUUUUGCUGCGGGCAUUUAUUUUGAAUAUAAAUCGACGUUUUACCUGCAAAAUACUUACCAAUUUAUUGGAUUAAUAGGUAAAGAAUACCUUUAAAGGUUUUUUUUUAAUCAAUAAAGGGCUUUCUCUGGUGCGGGAUUAAUGAUUUUAAAGCUUAUUUAAAUAAUUUUUAGUUGAAAAAAAAAAUCGUUAAAUUCAAUUUUAUUUAUUUAAUUUUAAUUGAAAAAAAGGAGUCUAUUCACCCUAUUCACAUUCCUUCGUAUAAUAACCACAAAUAAACGUAAGACAACAUAAACUCAAAUAGAGUAAAGAACAAUAAAAAGAAUCCAAACAGACUCUAUUUUCACUGAAAUAUUCUGUGAAGAAAAUAAGGAAAUAAACUUAAGCCACGCCCCAAUUGCAAUGAUUCAGUUUUCUUUAAAGAAUAAAGUCAUAAAACCACUUUUAAUUUUGCAGGAGAAACGUCGAAAUGUAUUUUUUUUUAUUUUAAAAGAAUGUUAUUUCUUUUAAAUUUUCUUUAACUGCCAUAAAUAAUGGAUUUUAUGUUUUGUAAGAAAAAACAUAAAACAAUGAAAGAAAUCACUUAAUCCGCUAAUAAAAUGGUGUAUACUAGAAGAAUAAA